AUGGACAACCUCGGGCCGCAGCCGCUAUGGGGCUGGAUCCGUGAGCUGGCACCGCGUGCGGGGCUCGAGACGUUCCGCCUGCAGGCGUACACGUUCAACAACGGCGACGCGGGGAUCCCGCGGCGGUUCGUGCUCAACCUGGCUCUCGCGCACGGGGCGACGCUCAAGCACUUCAUGGUCGGCGAAUCGUACAUGACCUUGAGCGACGUGGAAUGCCUGUGUUCCAAGUUUCCCGGCCUUGAGACGCUUGUGUGUUCGGUGUCGAGUCCGGACGUGGACUCCAUCAUUCACGCUAUCGCCGGUGCUAAGCAUCUACAGACGCUUACGCUGCAGGUGAAGUGGAUACCAGGCGACGCGCGGAAUACGGGGACGUCGAUCAGCGUUGAGGAUGCAAAGAGGAUGAUGCUGCGGAGCAAGGACUCGAAGCUGCGUACGAUCUCUGUGGGUCACUACCAGUACACAGGGAAGUGGGUCCUACAUGAAGAGGAAGACGAGAAACUCCAAUUCGUCGUCUCCGCCGACAAAGCCGGGGAAGGCUGGCAUACAUGA
Messenger RNA from Cyclocybe aegerita, 549 nucleotides. Lineage: Eukaryota; Fungi; Basidiomycota; Agaricomycetes; Agaricales; Hemipholiotaceae. The record is from the annotation of a GenBank genome assembly.